AUGCAACCACCUCAUCCAGUAUUUUGGGGAGUGUCUGAAAUGGGAUCGAGUGGCUUAUUAUCAUCUCAGCCAGCUUCUGAACAUUGGUGUUUGAUUGCUUACUUUGAAUUAGAUACUCAGGUUGGAGACAUGUUUAAGGUUUCAUCUUUUUGCCCUCAUGUCACUGUUGAUGGUUAUGUUGAUCCAUCUGGGAGUAAUCGAUUUUGUUUGGGUGCCCUUUGUAAUGUUCAAAUUACAGAACAAAGUGAAAGAGCUUGGUAA
Messenger RNA from Macrosiphum euphorbiae (potato aphid), 261 nucleotides. NCBI's taxonomy places the organism in Eukaryota, Metazoa, Arthropoda, Insecta, Hemiptera, Aphididae. The record is from the annotation of a GenBank genome assembly.